This is a messenger RNA of Panicum virgatum (switchgrass), 905 nucleotides long. RefSeq names its product probable carboxylesterase 15. The coding region runs from base 147 to 905 and encodes 252 amino acids. NCBI's taxonomy places the organism in Eukaryota, Viridiplantae, Streptophyta, Magnoliopsida, Poales, Poaceae. The transcript has a single exon. The record is from RefSeq and is a predicted model, not a curated record. Gene Ontology annotation, molecular function: hydrolase activity.
UACAUGUCACUGCCAAUUAUUAAUUUUACACCUCCCGCAGGCUGCAGCAGCUAGCCGAAGCAAUCCACUUCUCAACAUACGCCAGCUACCACCAAACGGUAGCCGGCUAGCCGCCAACAAAAUUUGUCCCCUGUCGGUAUACCACCAUGUCGUCAACAACCACGCCGGCGUCCGCUGUCCCAGCCUCCGAACUGGUGCCGGCGCACGUCGUGGAGGACUUGCAGGGCAUCGUCCAGCUCCUCAGCGACGGCACCGUCAAACGCGUCCAGAUGCCGCUCGUCCUCCCCGGCGACGCGUCCGAGCCCUCGCCCGACGCGCCAGCACCGGUCCGAUGGAAGGACGUCGUCUACGAAGAGACCCACAACCUCAGCCUCCGCGUGUUCGUGCCGCCCGCCGGCGCCGAGAAGCUCCCCGUGCUCGUCUACUUCCACGGCGGCGGCUUCGUCAUCAACAGCUUCGCCUCGCCCGAGUUCCACGCCGCCUGCCUCCGUCUCGCCGCCGAGCUGCCCGCUGUCGUGCUCUCCGCCGACUACUGCCUCGCCCCGGAGCACCGCCUCCCCGCGGCGCAUGACGACGCCGAGACCCUCUUCUCCUGGCUGCGCGCCCAGGCCGCGGCGACCACCGACCCGUGGCUCGCCGAGUCGGCGGACUUCGGCCGCGUGUUCGUGUCCGGCGACUCGGCCGGCGGGAACAUCGCGCACCACAUGACAGUGCGCAUCGGGUCGGGUGCCCUCGCCACCGGCGCGGCGCGCGUCGCCGGGUGCAUCCUGCUGUACCCGUUCUUCGGCGGCGAGCAGAGGACGGCGUCGGAGGCGGCCUGCCCGGACGACGUUUACCUAACUCUGACCGUGUCCGACCAGAUGUGGCGCCUCGCGCUGCCGGCGGGGGCGAGCAGGGACUGUUAG